Molecule: messenger RNA, 4011 nt
Organism: Scylla paramamosain (green mud crab)
Lineage: Eukaryota; Metazoa; Arthropoda; Malacostraca; Decapoda; Portunidae
Exons: 11
Coding region: 270-2444 (724 amino acids)
Biological process (GO): regulation of transcription by RNA polymerase II
Molecular function (GO): RNA polymerase II cis-regulatory region sequence-specific DNA binding
Source: RefSeq, a predicted model, not a curated record
GCCGCACCAAGGAAGCUUAAGAGAGUAAUAUGCUUCUUUAAGCCGCACAAGGAAGACGCAUACAGUUGUCGUGACGGAGUGAGCGUGGUAGGCUGAAGGUGGCGCCAUCAGGAGUAGCAACUGAGCCCCUUUCUUCGACAAAACUGACAGCGGCUGCGUUAACAGUUAUACUGAGUCCGUAACCGCGGCCAAAGGAAUACUGGAGGAGCAGGUGCCUGAGUGUGUGUGCAAGUCUGCGCUGCUAUGCCAUCCCUGACCAUCUACGUGACAUGAGCGAGGCAGACAUAAGCACCGAUUCCCUGGAGGACUGCCAAGACCUAAAAAGCGGCGUUAGCAUGGCGGACUCCUCAACAGCGUGUGCAGAGGAAUCAAUGCAGGAUGAGGAUGACGACGAGAACGACGAAAACGCCCUGGUUGUGGUGAUGACAGAAGCUGAGGAGGAUACUAACGACGAGGAUGGCGACCACAGCGGCGAGGGCAAGGACAACGAUGAGGAUGACGAUAAUGAAGAAAGUGACGAUGAUAGUGACAGCAAGGACGAUGAAGGCGACACCAAGGAUGAUGAAGGCGAAAGCAAGGACGAAGGUGACGAAAGUAGAGACGAUGUUGGCAGCAACGAUGGUGAGACUGCAGUGAGGACAUGUAAGGAGAGAGUUUUGAGGACACAGCAAGGUGAGGACAGAGACCCAGAUCAGCCUGUCUCUCUAGGCUUUUCCGAUGCCCUGGACGAGAUGCUGCUGCAGCACGGGGAGUUCCCCGCCUCGCCGCUCCUCGCUUCCUCCCUCAGGUAUCGGAACACAUCGCUGGACGCGCUCCUCGACUUCAGGUCCCACACCAGGCAGCCCGCCUCCCAUGCUGGUGCCGCCGCCGCCACAACGCAUGACCAUCGCCUCGGUUUUAAGGAGGAACAGUCGCCGCCGUCAGUCCUGUCCUGGAGAACCGGGGAAGGGGGUGAGUGUCUUUGGUCUCCCUCCACUAGCGCUUCCUUCGCCAGCUCCCGUGCCGCUGCAAGGAAUGUGGACAACUCCUACACGCCUGGCCCUGCGUGCUUCCUCGGCGCCCGCUGCCUCCUGCCUGGUGAGCACCACUCGCCUCCCCCAGCCCAUCAGGCCGCUGGAUCCCUUCCAGCAUGCAGGUACUCCAGGCAGCCACCAGCAUACAACUGGCACCUGCCCCCCGCCCCCUGGCAGCCCACCACCGUCCCCUGGCAGCCGCCCACCGUCCCCUGGCAGCCGCCCACCGGCCACUGGCAGCCGCCCACCGCUCACUGGCAGCCACCUGUCCCACAGUGGCAGCCGCCCACCGCCCACCAACAGCCGCCCACCGCCCACUGGCAGCCACCCUCCGUCCACCACAAGAGUGACGGUCGCCGGUCACCAAAGCUCGACGCGGCGGAUGUGGAUGGAAACAGCAGCGAGGCGGAUGGACGGAAGUGCUCACCGCGGAGAGCGAUGAUUAAUGAAGUGAUGCUCAACAACACCCGCGCCUUCCGGUCUCACCCUCUGUACCCGUUGCUGCACGACCUGGCGGUGAUCGACCACUACUUCAACAAGGCUGCCUUCAACCUGGGGCCCCUCCUCUCCUUCCUGCCAUCGACCACGGAGGAAAUGGUGACCCUGUACCUGAGGAGCAACCCACACGUGGCCCUCAACUUCAGUGAGGACACGCAGAGCCUUGCCGUGGACGCCGUGGUGCUGGAUGCCGUGACCUACACGCACCACUCCCUGCUGGAGAAGGUGACAUUCAAGUCGUCGCAGGAGGCGACGAGGAUGAGGGAGAGGGCAGCGAAGGUCGGCAGGGAGCGGAGGGGCGUGGAGGAGAUCCGCGACCGCUAUAUGGACGUGCUGCGCUCCUCCAAGCCCCUGCGCCGCGCCUGGCUCGGGGACUGCACUGCUCCUACCACCACCACCACCACCCUCACCACCACCACCACCACCGGGAGAACCAGAGCGGAGGGCGCGCAUUACACGGAGAGCGACGACAAGACGUUCCUGGACUCCCUCCAUCUGGACAGCUUGCCCGCGCCACUCUCCCCCAUCCCUGACACCAACCCCGCCCCCUCUACCCUGCACUCUGUCUCCGCCACCUCCUGCAUCCCCCAGGUCUGCAGCACAGCCUCCCUGAGUGUCACCCUGACCCUCACAGUGUCCACCACCACCACCACCACCACCACUACCACCACCACUGCUGCCGACAACGCAGUCACCGCCCCGUAUCCUGCAGACGCCCGCCGCAGGAUGCCCAAUACCCACCACAGCAGGGAAGCCCGGGAGGUGCUGCGGGCGUGGCUGAAGGAACACCAGCACUACCCUUACCCUGACGACGACCAGAAAGCGGCGCUGGUGCGGCUGACGGGGCUCACCGUGCAGCAGGUGACGCGCUGGCUGUCCAACGCGCGCCGCAGACACUUGCCCAGGCUGAAGGCAGACAGAGGGACCCAGUGACUGACAGACUGAGAGACAGAGUGACAGGCGAGGGGAUGAAUUAAUGUCGCCUUGAUGUUAAGCGUCCAGUAAGUCCCUAAAAACAAUGUUAAAACCGGUUUAGACAUUGAGGAAAAGAAAGAAAAAAUGUACUGCAAAAAAAGAAACCGCCGCAUGAAAACAAAGAAAACAAAACUAAAAACAACAUUAAACAUAAGGAAAACGACGUUUUAGAAAAGGGAAACACCUUACGGUGAAAAGAUGGAAAAAAAUAGAUAAAAAAAAAUUCUUUUAGACAACGAAAGAAAUAACACCACUGAUUUUUAAACGGCCAGUAAGCAACCCUGAAAAUGAUGUUGAAUUCAAUUUAUAAAACCAAAAGAAAAAAAAAUAGCUUAGAUAAGGAAAGAAAAAAGUAGUACAAAAAAAUAAAAAAAUAAAACGCUUUAAACAACGAAAUAGAAAAAAAACUGCUCUAGACAGUAAAAAAAAAAAAAAAAACGCUUUACUAAACAAAAAAAUGAAAAAAAAGACAAGAAGGAAAAAAAGACAAGAAGGAAAAAUCAUUGAAAAAAUCUGAGAUAACAAACGAGGAGAAACAAAUAUAGGAAAGGAAGACCAAAAAUCAGCAGACGUCCGGUUGUAGCGAGACAUCAAAUUUUCCGUCUUCAAAUACUGCAAGCUGUAAAUGUCUCCACAAAUGAAACCUCAGAAAAAUGAAAUUCGCAUAACUUUCCUCUGUAAUCUCCUGGCACCGAAUUCCCCUAGAUGAUAUACAUAAACACAGCACUGCUUGAAACGGAAAACACUGAAAAGACUACACAAAUAUUGCAUCCAUUUAGAAAGAGAAAAGUACAAGAGAGGAGACCAAUAGUGAAGAGAAACAUCAGGGCGCAGCAACUGGAUGAAAACAUGUUCCUUACAACGUCAACCUGAACCUGAAAGCAAGGAGACCAGCGUGUGAAAGGAAACAUCAGGGACGGAUUUGUGCUGUGGUAUGGAGGAGGAUGACCCUGUGAAUGUGGCGUGGGGGAGCCAACUAGGGGAAACUAUUAAGGCUUUCUUUGGGAGAUGGGAUAGAGAAAGACAGGAUAGAGAAAGACACGAGACAGCUGGGCCUGGAGGGAGAGGAUGCACAAGACCCCAUCAGGAAUUAAUAAGGCAAAAAAAGAAGAGAAGGUGGGCAGAAUCGAACAGUAAAGUGUGACUGUUAGGGAGAGGUGAUGGACGUAGAGCAAGCGAGAGUGAUGAAAGGGGUGAGAUGAGAAGAAUGAAAGAAAACGAAGGGAUUAGUAUCGGGUGAGGUAGGACAGUGACGUGUGCUGGUGGGGGGCGGGCGGUGAAGGCAUGUCGGAAACUGGAGUUAGGAUGAAGUGAGGGGAAAGGAAAGGGUUGGUGAGGGUUUGAAGAACUCGUGAGAAACUAGAAAAACCCACCAAUGUCAUUUCGCUUUUUUUUUUUCUCUUUCUCUAUUUGUCAUCAGUUUAUUUGUAUUCUUAGAGCGAUAGAUAAAUAGAACGGAUUCGGUAAUCAGGUUGUUAGUGCUGAGUCAUUAGGAAGCUUUUAAAGAUCAGACAGAUUUAUGGAU